Messenger RNA from Aspergillus melleus, 1188 nucleotides. Its product is annotated as putative amino acid permease. Lineage: Eukaryota; Fungi; Ascomycota; Eurotiomycetes; Eurotiales; Aspergillaceae. The coding region runs from base 1 to 1188 and encodes 395 amino acids. The transcript has a single exon. Gene Ontology annotation, molecular function: amino acid transmembrane transporter activity. Gene Ontology annotation, cellular component: membrane. The record is from RefSeq and is a predicted model, not a curated record. Gene Ontology annotation, biological process: amino acid transmembrane transport.
AUGAUCUCCGAGAAGACUGACGAUCAGGUCCGGCCUUCGUAUGGCGGGGCCUACGCGGACGAUGAUAUCCCCGCGUUGAAAGGGGAGCAGCUGAACGUGGGUGGCCGCGGUGCUACGCAGCGACGCCUGAAGAAUUACCAGGUCAACAUGAUCGGGUUCUGCGGCGGCAUUGGCACAGGUUUGUUCGUGGGAACGGGCGCUGCCUAUGCCACCGCGGGUCCGGCUGGCCUGCUGCUGGCGUAUCUGGUGGUGGGAUUGGUGUUGUGGUGUGUGAUGCAGAGCAUCGCCGAGUUGGCUACGUUGCUGCCCACCGCGGGCUCGUUCCCCCACUGGGCCACUCGGUUUAUUGACCCAGCUGUCGGCUUCUCCCUGGCUAUCUCCUAUGGGUACUGUUAUACGAUCGCCAUCGCCUCGGAAGUGUCGGCUGCCGCCGUCAUCGUGUCCUUCUGGACGGACAUCACGCCCGCCGUGGUCAUCACCGUCGGCUUGGUCUUGAUUCUAGCUAUUAACCUCAUGAGCGUGCGCUUCUACGGCGAGACCGAGGUCGUUGCAGGUGCUAUCAAGGUGCUUUGUUUCCUUGGUCUGGUGAUCGUGUCCAUCGUCAUCACCUCCGGCGGCGGUCCCAACCACGAGAGCAUCGGGUUCCGCUACUGGCACAACCCGGGACCCUGGACGAACUACAACGGCAUCACGGGCCCCAAGGGUCACUUCCUCGGCUUCCUCUCGUCGUUUGUAAACGCCUCGUUCAGUUUCGUCGGUGUCGAGACGGUUGUCAUCACCGCCGCGGAAUCCGUCGACCCGCACUAUGCCAUUCCCAAGGCCGCGCGCCGCGUCACUUUCCGUAUCGCGUUCUUCUACGUCCUGGGCGCGCUGCUGAUCGGCCUCAUCGUGGAUCCCCGCAACCAGUCACUCGUUUCGGGCUCCGACAACGCCAACAGUGCUCCCUGGGUUAUUGCCAUCCGACAGGCGGGCAUCAGCGCCUUGCCGUCCAUCGUCAACGCCUGCAUUCUUGUCUCAGCCUGGUCCGCCGGUAAUUCGUACUGUUGGGUCGGUUCGCGUAUGAUCCUCGCCAUGACUACGGAUCGUCAGCUCCCACAAGUGUUUGGCCGGGUCACCAAGAAUGGCGUACCCUAUGUGGCCGUCAUCGCAUCCUGGCUGUUCGGGCCCUUGGCAUAUCUAAGUAAGUAG